Messenger RNA from Exophiala aquamarina CBS 119918, 288 nucleotides. RefSeq lists its product as uncharacterized. Lineage: Eukaryota; Fungi; Ascomycota; Eurotiomycetes; Chaetothyriales; Herpotrichiellaceae. The transcript has a single exon. The coding region runs from base 1 to 288 and encodes 95 amino acids. The record is from RefSeq and is a predicted model, not a curated record.
AUGUCUCCCCUGUCUCCGCGAAACGAGCAAGAGCCCACAACACUAGCAUCAAAAUUGACGUCCAAAAAGCCUGUCGCAAAACCCGAGAUGGCCCCAAUCGCUUGGGUUUUCAUCGCAAUAUUUUCGGCCGUACUGGUCAUCAUUGCGCUUGUACAUCUCUAUGGUUUGAGAUUGAAGUACGAGAAGAAAAGGACCCAACGAAAAGCAGAGAACGAAAGCAUUUUUGGUGCUACCAUGACGAAUCCAAUCACUGCCAGAAAAAGUUUUGAAAACCAUCAACAUGCCUGA